AGGCUAUGUUUACAUUGUAUCGGAUCACUUUGCGUCCGACGCAAAAACCAUACCGGAUAGGGCUUCUGUUUACAUAUGAAAUGUUGUUAUCGUCUCAAUUUCUGCAACGGACCGGUGGUGCGGCGGUUCGCUCUUCGAAGUGGUGCGCGGUGUAUCGGAUCGGUUUUUGCAACGCUCUCAUUGCAAUGUAAACACCAGGGCGCUUACAAUCGGAGCAAUUUUGGGGUUCAAUCAUGAUUCAAGAUGGCGGCAAGCAAACAACAAACGUUACGUUUGGCAAUGUUAAUGUUGUUUACGGGCAUAUCUUGCUCACUUUUUCAACUGACAUCUGCACUAUUUUCACUUCUGGUAAUAAUGUACAAGAAACGACGAAGGUAUAGACUGAUGGCUGUGCUGGAGUCUCGUAUGAGACGGUCAAAGUUGAUAAGAAGACGACCUCGAAGAAUGUGGAUAAGACCUGGUCGCUCAAGUAUAUGGUGGGAAAACUUUAUAAACGAAAAGGUUGUCAGUGAAGAAUGGAAGGAAAAUUUCCGUAUGUCUAAACCUAACUUCCUGAAACUUUGUAAUCAGUUGCGGCCAUAUCUUGAGAAGAAAACGACUAGAUAUAGAAAACCUUUAUCUGUAGAGAAACAAAUUGCAAUCACACUUUACUAUGUUGCUGACGAAGGACGAUUGCAAAAGGUUGCAAAUGCCUUUGGGAUUGCAAGAUGUACUGCUUCAGUUGUAAUUAGGCGUGUCACACAAAUAAUCAGUUAUGUUAUGGGAAGAAGUUAUAUUAAACUACCAGAAACAGAAGAUGAAGUAAAAUUUCUUGUGACAGAGUUUUACAAGAUACAUGGAUUUCCACAAUGCCUCGGCGCUGUUGAUGGUACUCACGUUCCAAUUAAAAGACCACAAGAAAAUUCAACUGAUUUUAUAAACAGAAAAGGUAGACACUCGAUCAAUGUCCAAGCAUGUGCCGACUAUAAAUACUGUUUUCUCGAUGUAGUGAUCAAAUGGCCGGGGAGCGUUCAUGAUGCUCGCAUAUUUGCAAACUCAAGCCUAAACCAAAAACUGCGAGAUGGCACAAUUCCCUCUUGUCCCAGAGUAGUUGUUGAGAAUGAAGAUCCUGUGCCCAUCUGUAUAUUAGGUGACCCUGCCUACCCCCUCUUGCCUUUUCUAAUGAAAGAGUUUGCUGAAGGGGGGAAAGAUGCUCAGGAACAAUUUUUUGGAUACAGACUUUCUUCUGCUAGGAUGGUCAUAGAGUGUGCCUUUGGGAGAUUGAAAGCUCGCUUUGGUUGCCUGAGAAGAGAGAUGGACAUUAAUAUUGAUGACCUCCCUGCUGUAAUUCACACCUGUUUCAUUUUACAUAAUUUCUGUGAAAUGAAUAAUGAAAUUGUAAGUAAACAGAUGGUUGAACAGGCAGUGCAGUAUGAUGUUGAGUUCCAAAGGCAAAGGCAACCUGGUCCAAAUCUGCCCACCAAUGAAACCGCUGGAAAGAGAAUUCGUAGAAUUUAUGUCAAAUACUUUGAAUAAGUAUAAAAUAUGGUACUCUAUAUAUUGUAUGUUGUGUUUACAUUUACGCUCAAUCACUCAUAUUGCUAAAUACACUGUUCCUUACAGUUACAGGUGUUAAGAAUAGUGUUUUACUUGGAUGUUUCUAAUUGUCACAAGAGGAUUUU
Molecule: messenger RNA, 1661 nt
Organism: Paramuricea clavata
Lineage: Eukaryota; Metazoa; Cnidaria; Anthozoa; Malacalcyonacea; Plexauridae
Source: the annotation of a GenBank genome assembly